Molecule: messenger RNA, 2157 nt
Organism: Babesia bigemina
Lineage: Eukaryota; Apicomplexa; Aconoidasida; Piroplasmida; Babesiidae
Exons: 1
Source: RefSeq, a predicted model, not a curated record
AUGAAAGGUGGACUUCGCAAAUUGAUUGGUGAACUUGGGAGGGCGUACGUCAGUAGGUACGAGGGCUCGCCGGCAAUCGGUCAGUGGUUGAUAAAAGACCCUAAUAAGGAAAGCGCUCAAAAAGUGCAGGACUACGAUCAAAAUAUGAUUCUGACGACUGACGGAAGACACGGUGCGAAAGUGUUUUUGACUUGCGCGACGAUGCUUUUUAAUGAGUCGCAUCAUUUGUUCUACCACGGCGGUAAAGAGUGGCGUAAAAUUCGUGUACAAACGAAAACUGAUAAUGAUGUGAAUGACCUACAGAAAUAUUUACUAAAAUCCGGUUACCAAAUUCCGAGUCUCAUCAACGAAAACAACACCGGUCGAGAUGUCGCGGUGCGUUUAAGUAGAGUGUUCAGAAAUCAUGGUGAAUUCAAUAGAGAGCCUACCGACUUUAAAUCUUGGGAAGACUACAAAGAGUACUAUAGACACGGUAAAGGUAUUCUAUUGAAACUGUUCACCCACCUACACGAAUACUACGAAGUCUGCCACUACGGUACCAUGUUCGCCACCAAGCAACCGUCGAGCGUAUACGAAAUGCUGCUAUGGUUGUCCGGUUUUCCAUACAAUCCUGUCUACCAACCGUUGUCAUUUAACGGAUUCAGUGAGCUGUUUGAGAAGGAGGAGAACAACGCUGCUAACAGUGAGGGGGACGAAAUCUUGCUUGAAACCGACGACGCCGAUAGUCUGCCUGCCUACCCGGAGAACAUCACCGUUGGAGGAAUAUCAGGCAUACUGACGGAAGUAUGCCAUCAGGCUCACGACGUACUGACGACGAUACUUGGCCAUGGACAGGCGGACGGAAUAUACGCGGUGGACUUCAACACUAAUUCGCAAGGCUUCUCGUACCCCUCUCGCUACGGCCAAUGCAUCGAUAUGCUAGCAGACAUACUGCAUCGUCUUUACCAACAGCUCUACUUCGUAUACUGCCAAUGCUGCAACGACGAAAUCUGUUCCGGCUGGCGGGGUUGUUUGUAUGGCAAUGCAAUCGGUGGGUCAGACUGGAAGUGCAAUUCAAAGCAAUGCGCUGACCAAAAGUGUAACCAAAAGGUCAACCAAACGUGUGAGUUACACCCUAAGUGCGGUGUAAAGUCACCGUUACAGUCAUACUUAGAGGAUGGUUUACCUGGCUUCUUACCACAUUCAUUAAAGAAACCAGGUUGCAAAUUGGAAUGCACGGUGUCCAACCAUCGCGGCAUACCGUGUAAGACACCGAUGGGAUUUAAUGAAAUCAGCGUUAUGGCAUCGCAUACUAAAAACGGUGAACAUCUUAGGAAGGUGCUUGAUGCAUUUUGUGGAAAGCAGGAUAGUCCACUUACGAAACUUUGUGGUUACUUCAUGUGUCUUAUGCAGAAACCGCCGCAAUCGCUAGGUGAUGUAUACGCGUAUUAUUAUAGUUAUCUCGCGUAUUACACUGGCGGCUUUUAUGAAGUCACAAAGUCGCAUACGCAUACUCAAGCGGCAUUCAAAGAAGCCAUCAACGAAGCAUAUUUCGGCAAUCAGUAUGAAGCUCUUGAUCCCAGCACAUUGUGCAGUAGUAAAGUACACAAAAGCAGUCAUGCCAACGGUGAUCUGAUCAGCAUCACUGACUGUAAAACCGGCUCGAAUAAGCCGUGUGGUCUUUACGUUCAGCCACUGGCAUUAAACACCUACAGCUAUUAUUCCAACAAGCAUAAGACCAAUCACCUGUCUUGGAUCGUUUACAUCACGGAGACUUUUUACGACCUGUUGAAGAAACUGUAUGACGACUGCUGUGGAACCUGCAAGAAGCCUGGUAGCAGGUGCUAUGAAAAAUGCUGUACUGAAGGAUGCGAAGUAAAAAAGGCAUAUGAAGCAAUAGAGUCAAAGAGUGAUAACACUGAUGCAAAGAAACUCGACGGCAAGAAUCACGACAAAAAUUGCAAGUCAAUAGUACAGUGCCGCAACACACAUCCUAAUCUGUAUAAAUACGGUUUCACAUUCGGCAAUCCAUUGGGUCUCAGUGGCAUCGCAAAUAAUAUAGCUACGCAGAGGACGUGCAAAGAUUUCUGUGAAGCGUUGAAAUUGAUGCUUGGUGAGAAAUCUCUGCUUAUUGAAUUACGCAAGCAAAUCGAUCAAUUCUUGUGGGAUAUUAGAACA